Pyrus x bretschneideri (Chinese white pear) is the source of this 2747-nucleotide messenger RNA. Its product is annotated as putative metallophosphoesterase At3g03305. Bases 145 to 2394 code for a protein of 749 amino acids. The transcript has 4 exons. The record is from RefSeq and is a predicted model, not a curated record. NCBI's taxonomy places the organism in Eukaryota, Viridiplantae, Streptophyta, Magnoliopsida, Rosales, Rosaceae. Gene Ontology annotation, molecular function: hydrolase activity.
GUCAUUGGUGUGCGUCUUCUGUUCUGUUUCCGAAUCUCAGCAGUGCAGAGUGAACAAGACCCAGCAAAUGAAGGCAAUUGGGCGAAUUGGGGUGAGCGGAACUGGAAUAUUCAAAAGAUUAUUUAUUUAUUUUUGAGGAACAAGAUGGGUGGUGGGUCGAGUGGCAUUCUGAUGAUGGUGUUUUGGGUUAUAAUGCUCUGCCACUGCCUCCCUCUAUAUCUCAAUCUCGAUCUCAAUCUGUAUGCGGUAGCAGUACCAACGACUGAAGAAUCCGAAGAAGAAUUCCAACAACAACUGAGGAGGGCGGUAGAUGUGAAGGGAGGCCCCGACUCAAUUGUGUGGGUGGUUCAGCUCUCUGAUCUCCAUUUCAGCGUCCACCAUCCCGACAGAGCUCUCGACUUCAAGGAUUUCGUGGGUCCCGCCCUCUCCUUCAUCAACCCUUCUCUCGUCUUCAUCACCGGUGAUCUCACAGAUGGAAAAAGCAAGGAUUUGUUGACAAUGAAGCAAAAUGAGGACGAGUGGCUGGAAUACCACAACGUCAUGGAGGACGUCAUCAAAAGGAGUCGACUUGACAAGACCCUCUUCUUUGAUCUCAGAGGAAAUCACGACAACUUUGGCGUCCCACAGCUCGGCGGCUCCUUUGAUUUCUUUUCAAAGUAUAGCAUCAGUGGCCAGUUGGGCAGAAGGCGGAAUGUCAACAGUGUCACUCUUCAGACUGGUGAUCGGAAGCAUCUCUUUGUUGGAGUCGAUACCACAAUGUCUGUUGGUUUACGAGGUCCAACUAAUCUCUUUGGGCAUCCAACUGAUCAACUAUUAGCAGAAUUGGAUACACACCUCUCACAGUGGGACUCUAGAUCACAAGAACCAUUAAGCAAGAUUUCCUUUGGGCAUUUUCCUCUUUCAUUCUCAGUGACCUCAAACUCUGGGAAGAGCCUAAAAGAUAUAUUCCUCAAUCAUUCCAUAUCAGCUUAUAUAUGUGGGCAUCUGCAUUCUAGGUUUGGCAGAAACUUGAAGAGGCGCCAUCAGUUGAGUCGUCACUUUUUAUCCUUGCACAAGUUUUUCCAGCUUAAUGUACACCAGCCCUAUUUUCAUAGUGCUGUUAACUGUUCAACUGAAGCCCCAGCCGCCAAAGAGUUCUGGGAGUGGGAGAUGGGUGACUGGAGGAGGAGCAGAGCCAUGAGAAUUUUGGCCAUUGAUAGAGGCCAUGUUUCGUAUGUUGACAUUGAUUUCAAGUCAGGCACCAAAAAGACUAUCAUAUUGCCAACUUUUCCCCUGGACUCACGGUUCAUGUCAACAUCUUCAUCCCAUCACGAGUAUGAAUGUCAUGAUAUGGUCCCUUUAUCUUAUGGCACAGUUAGAGCCCUAGUGUUUUCUGUUUCUCCAAUUGCAUCAGUUACGACUAAGAUCUAUGACUCAAGACCUGGAUUUCUCAAUCUGGUAUUUGAGGCACCCAUGCAAAUGAUUGGGGAUAACACCUCCAGGGGAGAUCUUUAUGUUGCUCCAUGGAAUCAUAGAGCCUUUGAGGAUCCAGUCCCAAGCAGAUAUUGGUUGCAAAUAGAAGCAACAGACUUCAUGGGCAGAUCAAUUUUAUCUGAUUUGAGGCCGUUUUCUGUUAAUGGCCUUACUACUAUGACUUCAUGGACCUGGAAGGAAUUUAUGGUCAUGGGUUGUCAAUGGGAUGCCUUGUAUUACCCAAUGCUCUGGUGUGCUGUAUAUUUCAUACUCUCCAUCCUCCUUAUUCCAAAAGCUAUCCUCACUUUCUCAGUUAGGCAUUUCACUUACAAGAAUAAGGGCUUCGUUAGUGCUGUAGGAUUGGUUUUUCAGGAGCUCUGCAGGCUUCCCGUAGCCUGGUUUGGUUUUUUAGGAUACUUGUUCUACCUUAUAUUAUUCCCCUGGUUUACUGGGCAAGUUUUCACGGACAGCAAGGAUAAAGGAUACAUGACCUAUAUGGGGUGGGUGGUCAAAUCUUUCAAUCAGAAGGGAAAACAUGAGUAUGUUGGAUCUCCAGAUGUAAUGGUAGUGGUUCUUCCACAUCUCGUCUUUGUGGUUUUUCCUGCUCUUUUCCUGACUGCUGCUUUGGCUACUGAAAAACAGAUCUAUAGGGAGCAUUUCCUCUCUGUUACAGGGAAGAAAGAAGAUGACUAUGGUCCAGAGGAAAAGAGAUCUUUAUGGUACGAUUACUCAGGUAAUAGGAGAUCAAAUUCUGGUGUUGGAAACCGGUGGAUUCGAAAUGUACUUUUGGUUCUUUGCUUAGCAGUUUGUUGGAAGCACUUUAUGAAUUGCAGGACUCUCAUCAAAGCAUAUGAGAUGAAUCCCAUUCUCCAUUUUCCAGGAUAUAGCCUAGCAAUUCCACUACUGUUGGCUUAUACUGCCUACAAAACCAGGAGUGUAUAAUUACCACGCGCGCAUUGCAGGCAGCAAAAUUCGACUCGCAUUUCUUCAAGUUGUAUCAGCAUUCCUUGUUGCUUGCCAGUAACCAGGUUAGGGCGGAUUCAUUCGUGCAAACUUGGGUUUGGGUCAGGUGACAAAAUAAGACGACCGGAAAAUUGGUGCUUUGAGUCUUAGAUGUCUGUCAGGGCAGGUGCAUUUGUACGUAUGGGGUUGGAGAUGACUUGUGUUGGGAAAGCAGGCAGCCCUAGGCCCCUACCUAGCUAACACCUAGGCCACGCUAGGGAUAUAUUGUACUUUUGUAACUUGGUUGCUUCUAAGGAGGAGGGAUUUGCAAUUCAUCUCUCUUUUGCAUCUUA